AUGCAUUUUUCGAAGGAAUGCUCCUAUAGUGACUCAAAAUGCACCGACUGUGGGCAAAUUGGGCAUAAAAGUGGUUACUGCCCACCACCCGAUGCUCCUUCCGGAAAGAAGAAGAGCCAAAAUAGUCGGAAGUUCCCACAAAAGAAGAAGAAGAAUCCACAAGCCCGCGCAAAUGCUGUUUUCUCCCGUCAUCGUCGUGGACGUCGUUUCCUUUCACCUGAAGUGAAUGGUCACAUCCUCACCUUUCAGCUGGACAGUGCUGCUGAUGUUUCAGUAAUUUCCAGUGCCACUUGGGAGAAAAUUGGUAAACCGGCGCUCUCCACAGCCUCAUUGAUUGUAAAGGACGCACAGUCAAAUAAAAUACAAGUCGCUGGAGAAUUUGAGGCUAUUGUUCGAUUCCGUGAUAAAGAGAUUCGUGCUCGUUGUCUUGUGUCAGAUAAAACUCGUGACAAUCUUUUUGGAAUCGAAUGGAUGGAUGCUCUGGAUCUUUGGGAAGUCGCGCUCAGCGCAUAUUGCAAUGCAAUUCAACGGAACAUUGACAAAGCUGCUGCAAUCCGGGAACUCCAAGGAUUAUUCCCGACUGUGUUCAGCCCAGAAAUGGGACUCUACACAAAGGCUGUGGCCACAAUUCACCUAAAAUCGAAUGCAAUGCCAGUUUUCAGACCGAAACGUCCCGUGGCUUUCCAUAUGACUGAGGUCAUUGAUGAGGAACUCCAGCGCCUGCAGGCCUCUGAGAUCAUUUCUCCAACUGAGUUCUCAUCUUGGGAAGCUUCCAUCGUGGUGGCUCGGAAGUCGAACAGGAAUAUUCGAAUCUGUGGAGACUAUUCCACAGAACUGAAUGAAGCGGUCGAGGCCAACAACCACCCCAUUCCGGAUCCGGACAGCCUCUUCACCAAACUGGCUCAUCGUUCCUCUUUAGCCACAUUGAUUUGUCAGAUGCUUAUCUGCAAAUCCCGGUUGAUGAGGAUUCCCGGAAACUUCUGA
This is a messenger RNA of Phlebotomus papatasi, 984 nucleotides long. RefSeq lists its product as uncharacterized. Gene Ontology annotation, molecular function: zinc ion binding; nucleic acid binding. The coding region runs from base 1 to 984 and encodes 327 amino acids. The transcript has a single exon. NCBI's taxonomy places the organism in Eukaryota, Metazoa, Arthropoda, Insecta, Diptera, Psychodidae. The record is from RefSeq and is a predicted model, not a curated record.